Molecule: messenger RNA, 3840 nt
Organism: Mugil cephalus (flathead mullet)
Lineage: Eukaryota; Metazoa; Chordata; Actinopteri; Mugiliformes; Mugilidae
Product: myosin-2 heavy chain-like
Exons: 22
Coding region: 388-2892 (834 amino acids)
Source: RefSeq, a predicted model, not a curated record
GCUGAGCAGGUGAUCAUUGUCAGCGGACAGGAGAGGGCUUCUGCUGCAAGGUACUGUAAGAAAAAAACUGUGAUUUAGUGCAGUUGUAUUCUUACCUCUCACUAAAAUACUUCAGCGUACUUUUAUUUAGAAAUAGAACAUGGUGUCAUAACAAAUUCAGAAACACUCCAGUAACCCUGCUGUGUUAAAACUAGUUGUUGACCAUUAAGCAAGCAGUGGAAAUAUCAAGACACAUGAUCCAAGAAUAGCCACACGCCUCAAGCUGUCACCUUUGUGUGAAAAUCUAUGCUCGUCAUUUGGGCAGACACGUAGGCAGAUGAGGGCUGUAGCCUCUCCCAUACAGGGAGAUAGGAAAGUGAUAGCUCGGAUCUAAGAAGACACUCCAGGAUGUUUAGCCCUUCAUGCGGGAGUUCAAGUCCGUUUUCUCUCACGGAUCUUGACAUGUGGGAUACCAAGUCUCACUUUACAGCCCAGACCUCAGCAUGGUGUGGAAUGGCGACCGUGUCUGGAGCAGGGUUUCUGUCCAAAGUCAACACAAGCAGCACUGGUGGCUUCAGACAGAAAGACCCGGGUCUUAAGAGGUGGCAAUCGCUGUCCCAUCUGACGGCUGGGAAUGGCACGCGGUCCUUUUCUCCAUCAGGCUCUGAAUUAAAGGCUGCCCGAGCUGGAGGUAGUUUUAGGGAAGCGGAAGCGGUGCACUGGCUGCAGGAUGCCCAUGAGCGUCUAGACACUCAGCUGGACCGACUGAGAGCCAGGAACACACAGCUGAGCUACAACAUCACUGCUGCACAUCUGCUUGACAUGAAGCAUAAGCUAUCAGAUUCAAUGAGCACUCUUGAGCAGGGGAAGGAGGCAGCUGAAUUACCCCAGUUUGAAAAGAGGCAACAGCGUGGGGAGCUCCAUGAAAAGGUCCUAAAGCUGGAGAAAGACCUGCUGCAAAUGAAGUCUGCUUUGGACAGAGGAAGUAACGAUCAGCCAACCGAAAAAGCUCCUGGCUCGCUCAGUAGUACUUCACCAGUGAGUCAGGAAGAGUUUAACGAGCAGGAGAAGUUGGUGUUUGACUCAGAGCUCUAUGAACUCAGAGAAGCUCUGAAAGAGGCUGAAUCAAGGGCAAAGAAGCAGGAAGAAGAGCGAAACAAGGCCCUCCAACAUCUGCAGUCUUCAAAAGAAACACAGAAGAGGCUGUUGAAUCAAAUCGAGGAGAUGAACGAGAGGAUCAGCCACACCGUGCAGAAUCACUCUGAAGUUCAGGGUCAGCUGUGUGAAGCUAACAACAAGAUCAGCCAGUCGUGCCUGGAAAGGGCAGUCUUGUCGACUCAAGUGUUAAAGUUGGAAGAAAACAUAAAAGAUCUGCAGGCCAAACUGACGGGGGCCAUGACGGACAAAGAUCACCUGAUCCAGGAGAAAGCAGAUCUUCUCCAAAGGGCAGAGGAGCUGGAGAGGACUCAUCAUUGUUCAGAGGUCUGUGAUCUCUAUCUGGCGAAUGCAGACUCUCAUAACAACAACCAGGUGCAGGAGGCUGUUCUGACGGAGGAUAACGCAGAGGCUCUUAGAGAGGUGAAUGAAAAGCUGAGAGGAGAUCUUGAAACGAUCAGGAAGAGGCUGGAGAUAUCAGAAUGUCAGCUGAAGGAGCUAACAGAGGAGAAAGUCCUGAAGACCAAACAUGUCGCCCAUCUAGAGACACGGUGCUCUCAGCUAAUCAGAGAAAAAGAAGAACUGCUGAGUAAAAUUAAUGACGGUGAGCCAGCAGAGACGAAAGAAAGGGAAUCUGUGGAAGUUUUGGAAUUAGAAAAUCAGAAACUGCGGGAUCAGUAUCUGUGUUUGGAGGCUGAGGUCCUUGAGAGGGAAAACCUGCUACGCCUGCAGGAGGAAGAGUACCGUAAACAAGAUGAGGCCAGAGUCCAGAGCAUUGAGGAACUAAAAGCGGUGGCCUCACACUGGACUGAAAAAUGGCAAAAGGUGGCUUUGACCCUGCAGUCCACACGAGAGGAGUUGGAAGAAUUCAAGAGGAACAGCUCCAGGAAUGAAAGGGAAUCUGACUCACUGAGAGCUGAGCUUGACGCAUGCAAACAGGAUCUGGAGAUGGAAAGGAGCAGGCACAGAUAUGGGCACAAAGAUAAAGCACAAGGGGGCAGUGAAGCUGUGCAGACCCAGGACAAACAGACAGCGACAGACUUAUCAGAAUCCUCUUUGUUAUGGGAGCAGCCAUCCGACACCAAAAUCCCCCAAAGUAAUUCUCCUCAGGUUUGUGUACAAAGCAGCGAGGUUGAAAGACUAAAGCAAAAGCUUGUGGAAAGAGAGAAGGAACUGAGGGACAGUGAACAUGCUUUAAAGAGUCUACAGAGGCUGAGAGAGCUGGACAAGACUGAAGCUCAAAACAAAAUUUCUGCCCUGGAGUUCAAGCUCAUGAAAAAGGUCUCAGGAGACCAUCGCGAUGAUAAACGCCUACAACCAGACUUCUCUGUCCCUGACUCACUGAGACUUCAGCUAGAUGAGAGCAGGAGGCAGACAGACCAGCUGCAGCGGGAGAAAAUGCUGGCAGUCGAAAAGCUUCGAACCCUGAGGCAGCUUUGUCCGGUUAAAGAGGAGACGCCAUCUGUUGAAGGCGGGAGGGAUAAAACUGUCUGUCCAGCAAAUGUAGACGCAGAGCAGCAAAGGAGAAUGGUCACUGAGCAGUUGAAGAGUUUGUUUAAGGAGCGAGGAGAAAAGGGGGCAGGAAAGGUCGACAACACAUCAGCAGCAGCAGUGGUUCAAAACCGGACUCCAUCAUCUAAAGCUGUAAGGGCUCCGGUUGAGUGGAGAAACUGGCAGCGCGUCUCUGGUUUGACGCCAGUGGUCGAGGAAGAUGAGGAGAGCAGCGACAUGCCAGGAGAGGAGGAGAUGAUGAUUUAAGGUUCAUGCAGCCAAACCAAGACCUUGACGCUGCAGAAAAAGAACCAGACCAGUCUUCUGUCUGUUCAGACGAGUGUGACCUACAGUGGAGACGGACGCCUCCCCUCUAUCCUGAUGGGAUAUUCCUGGCUGAGGUUGUAGAUAUCUGCAGCCCAGAUGAAGAUGAAGAGGAAGGAUGGGUUAAAUAAAGUAAUUUAUGCAAGGACACACAAUUGCAGCAGUGAUCACUGGGAGCUGUAACGGUCUGCAGCGUGCUUACUACUUCACAGCCUAUUCAUUCUUAGGACUAAUUCUCUGACCUUGUAGCUAAAACUGCUGGUGAUGUGUUUGUACGUCAGUCUAACAAGAAAUCAUUGUGUAUGAAAAAAGUAAAACAAAAUUAACAUUUAUACCUCAAAUUGUAAUAAUUACCCCUAAGCUACCUCAGGCAAAAUUGUGUUUUAUUUAUAUGACAUGGUUUCUCACAUCAUUGACAUCAUUGAUUGAAAAGUAUUUAUCUUCAAAACACUGCGUCUUUACAAAUACACACGAGGGUAUGUAAAGUGCAUCCGUAUAACGUGUUACUCAGUAAUGUGGUUACCAGAACUGAAUGCUUGAUGAAAUGUUCAACAAUUCUAGAUACGUAUCACAAAUAACUUAGGCUACCUCUGUGUUUUUUCCUUUUUUUAAGUGAAAUAGAGACCAAGUAGUUGGAAGACGAUACAGAGAAGUUCUCCAAAACUGUAUUAAAUCCAUUUAGAAAGUCUUACUCUUCAUUUAGAACUGCUCAACGUUAAACCCAUUAACUCUGAACUCACAUUUUGUUGCCCCAAACAUCAUUUUGCACGCUUCGCAUAUAAGAAUUUAGUCACUCAUAUGUAGUAGUAAGGCCAUGAGUGUUUGAAUGCUCAGAGAUUCGUCCGUUUGAAAUUGUAAAUGCAGUGUCAUUAAAAACCGUCGUCCCAUAAA